Entelurus aequoreus (snake pipefish) is the source of this 2504-nucleotide messenger RNA. RefSeq names its product zinc finger protein 391-like. The record is from RefSeq and is a predicted model, not a curated record. Gene Ontology annotation, biological process: regulation of transcription by RNA polymerase II. Gene Ontology annotation, molecular function: DNA-binding transcription factor activity; RNA polymerase II cis-regulatory region sequence-specific DNA binding. Bases 347 to 1792 code for a protein of 481 amino acids. The transcript has 3 exons. NCBI's taxonomy places the organism in Eukaryota, Metazoa, Chordata, Actinopteri, Syngnathiformes, Syngnathidae.
AAGAACGUAAAGCGUGCUGACUGUCGUGAAAGCACAUCGACUGAGAAAGAAUUGAGCAAGACGCUAAUAAGUCAGUCUUAUUAUUUGUUCUCAUGUUUGAAUUAUUUACGUCGUAUAAAAUACAUCUUUGAUUCUUUAUUUUAAGGAUAAAGUCGUCUCGAUGCGCUAGAAGCACUGUGCCGCGUCUUGUGCUAUAUUUGCUUGUUAGUUAGCUUAGCUUGUUAGCUGCUAACAGAAGACACCGAAGUUAUCAACACAUCGCUAAGUAGAGAUCAAGUUGUUCGAAAGAAAGAUAGGAGAAUACGAGGCGGAACUUUCUAGAACAAAGGCGGAGAGCAAUCAACUAAUGGACGCUAUUUUCACGAAACAUCAAGUUGUGUUACACAGAACAGACGUCGAUGAAGAACAUCUUCCUCAUGAGCAGGAGGAGGAACCACAGUCCCCCCACAUACAUGUGGAAGAAGAGGUACCACAUUCCCAACAAAUUAAAGAGGGAGACGAGACACCACAGACCCCUAGUGUUAAACUGACCCUUCACAUUAAAGGGCAAGCGGAGGACCCACUCAUCUUACACAUCAAAAAUGAAGAGGAGGACCCACUGACCCCUCACUUUAAAGAGCAAGAAAACCCGCUGACCCCUCACAUUAAAAAGGAAAAGGAGGACCCCUUGACCCCCUACUUUAAAGAGGAAGAGGAGGACCAAGAGCCACCGCACAUUAAAGAGGAAGAGGAGGAACACGGCAUCAGUCAGCCUAAAUGGUUGGAGGAGUUCCCAGUGACUGGUGUCCCUGUGAAGGGUGAAGAUGAUGAGGUCGAAGGUGAAAGUGAGGAGAAGAGAGAGGCGGAGCCUCCAAGCAGCAGCUCAACACAACACAUGACAACAGAAGCUGAUGGAGACCACUGUGGAGGAUCACAAGCAGACAAGCUCUUAGCUCCACUAUCAGAUAGUGAGGACACAACGUCACACUCUCCUGACACUGAUGAUGAAGACUCUAAAGAUGAUAAGACAUGUCACACUGACAACACUCACUUGAAAUGUUCUCACUGUGAAAAAACCUUUAAAUACCAUAGUCGUCUGAAAGUACACAUGAGAACACACACUGGUGAAAAACAUUUUUCUUGUUCAAUAUGUGGUAAAGGUUUUGGACAUAGUCACCAUUUAAAAUUACACAUGAGAACACACACUGGUGAAAAACCUUUUUCCUGUUCAACCUGUGGUAAAGGUUUUGCACAAAGUCAGGGUUUGAAAGAACACGUGACAAUACACAGUGGAGAAAAAACUUUUUCCUGUUCAAUUUGUGGUAAAGAUUUUGCACAUCGACAGUCUGUAAAAGUACACAUGAGAACACACACUGGUGUAAAACGUUUUUCCUGUUCAACCUGUGGUAAAGGUUUUAUACAAAGGCAAUAUUUGAAAGUACACAUGAGAACGCACACUGGCGAAAAACCUUUUUCCUGCUCAACCUGUGGUAAAGGUUUCACACAUAGUUGGUGUUUAAAAGUACACGCGAGAACACACUCUAGUGAAAAACCUUUUUCCUGUUCAACUUGUGGUAAAGGUUUUACCGAAAGUCAACAUUUGAAAAGACACACUAAAACGCACACUGGUGAAAAAUCACAUUCCUGUUCAAUCUGCAACAGAAGCCUUUGUGACCGAUCAAACCUUGUAGCACACAUGAGAACACACACAGGAGAGAAAGUGUUGAGUUGCAGUGUGUGUGGUGAAAGAUUCUCUUAUAAGUACCAGUGUAAGAAACACAAGUGUGCUGGUGAGAACGGCAGCAGCAAAUGAAACUGCAGGAUUUGAAAUAAUCUGUCAAGACUUUAAUUUUGACUCGGCACAUAACAUGUGUGACAUUGUUGUUUGUGUAACAAUCUUUUUAGUAUACUUCUACGUUUAUAGGUUAGAUAGUUUGAAAUAUUGAAGUAUUGCAUAUUUGUAUUUCUAAUUGUUAGUGAUCCCAUAGAUUAGCACCUUUUAUAUGAUAUACUGUACAUAUUUACUGGUUCACAUCUGAAACAUCUUCUGGACCACUUUAGGAAGCAUAUUAUUAUUUACUUUAUACAUCAUUGGAACAGUUGUCUUGUUAUUAACUUUUAAAAUGUGUAACUGUAUUAAUCAUUUGUUGGGUCUCUAUAAUCCAUUUUAUUAAUGACCUUUAUUACUCUCUUUUGUAAUAUGAUGAUUGUGUUGUGAUUGUUUUAUAUGUAUGUACCCAGACCUUUAUGCAAUAAAAAAAAGAGAGAGCAACUGGCUGAAUUGUUUGUGGAAGGAUGUUUUGUUUUUUUAAAUUUGUGAAAAAAACAAAAAAUCCCAUUAUUGGGUUUUAAACAUUUUGAAUGUAUGUUUUCUUUUUAAACAUCCCAAAACAAUAUCAAUAUCAAUCAAAGUUCCGAGUGUCAGGCAAAAGCCAAUAUUGUACAUCAUCCCACAGAGAUUUACUUUGCAUACAUUCAUAAAAUAAACAGUUUAUUUUGUUUCCCUAUCACAGAACGAACAAGUC